CUUCCUUUCGCUUUCUUUCGCUCGUCCAUCGAGAACAUAUACAGUACCUCAUCAAUUCCCAAAACUCAAAUGUCUAAAGCUUCAUAUUCUUCGUAAGAACUUUUGUCUGGCUUCUUGAUUCCCCCGCCCCGUUUAUUCGCCGUCCAAUGUGAUGAUCAGGAAUCUGAAGAGAUUCAUAAUCACCGGACCUGCACCUUUUGAAACAGUUUCCGUUCAAGCACUAUUCUACACUUUCCAUCCCGAGAGCAGUGCAGGUGUAUGAAGGUGGAAAGUGACGGAAGCAAGGAGUACGACGUGCAGCCACAUGUAUACCUGUCAGCUCCAUCGACCAACUCGCAAGCGGGCCAAGAGAAGGAAUAUGCCCCACGACUUCGCAAGUUUAAAUUGUACAGGAAAUGCGUCGUCGUCGCUGUCAAUGAACGACGACAUGCCGUAGAGCCCAGCACAACCCCCGGAUAUUGCAGCACACAGCCUUCGGCAAAUCCAACCUCGAAGUUGGCAAACGCCUCUAGAAUUUAAAAUAGAAGAAGCUCUGACUCGGCCUAGAGGAUAAUAAACAAUUUCGACUUAUUUAGCUUCCAUUAACCAACGUAGCCAAUCGAUUUCAAGUUUCUCGUUCUUUCGUGAGUGUAAACCACCUUCAAAAUCUGGAAUCCAUCUUCUCGUUGGAGCUUUCCAGAUACAUUAACUCAUGGUCCCAUUAAGGCACUCGUACGAGCGCUUCGCUGGCGGACGUGUUCCCUCACUAACGGCGUUACUUCUCACUGCCAACUUUCAGCUAGUUAUGAGCUUCCUGUCGGUGCUUCUGGCCCUUCUUCCCUUCAUAAGCAGCGCAUUGGGGUCAAACUUCAUUCGCCAGACGGGGGACCUACAUAUUGUCAACACACGCAUUUCCCCGGAUGGUUACGAACGCAGCGCUGUGGUUGCAGGAAAAUCUCCACAUGAAGCUACCUUUCCCGGUCCAACAAUUAUUGGCUACAGGCUCGCAGGGAGACACCUUCCGGAUCAAUGUAACAAACUCACUCACAGAUCCAUCUAUGGACUUGACCACGAGCAUUCAUUGGCAUGGAAUUCACCAACGCCAUUCUAAUUGGGCUGACGGGGCAACUUGGGUAACACAAUGUCCUAUUGUACCCAACGAAUCGUUUGUCUACGAAUUUACGGUACCAGACCAAGCGGGCACCUACUGGUAUCAUUCUCACCAUAGAGCACAAUUUUGUGAUGGCUUGAGGGGCAUAUUGGUAGUCUAUGAUCGUCCAGGGGAAGAUCCACUGAGGGAGUUGUAUGACGUCGAUGAUGAAUCAACGAUCAUAACGAUUGCCGAUUGGUACCAUGACCCCAGCCCAGGACUCAUCGAACUCGCAGGUCCUAAGCUCUCAAACUCGACUUUAAUCAAUGGCCUGGGACGGUGGUCGGAGAACCCCUCUUCUUCUGUGUCCGUCGUUAAUGUUGUCUAUGGGAAACGUUACCGUUUCCGUCUCGUCUCGAUUUCCUGCGACCGUGCAUACACAUUCUCUAUUGACGAACACCCGCUCACUAUCAUCGAAGCGGACGGGAAUCCUACGGCCCCUCAUACUGUGAACACUCUGAUGGUCUACACUGCCCAACGUUAUUCGUUCGUUUUACACGCCAAUAAAGGGACGAAAGGAAAACUGUCUAGUUAUUGGAUUAGAGCAAACCCGAACGAUGGUCCGGUUGGAUUUGAGGGUGGUAUCAAUAGCGCUGUGUUGAAGUAUGUUGCGGAAGAUCGCAACUCGUCGAAAUUGGAAUCGGACGAAACAAAAGAACCUACGAGUACGAACGUAACAAACAUCCAGCCAGGGUCAGUUGGACUUCAGGAGUCCGACCUGCACUAUCUCGCUUCCUCCUCGCAAGUACCCGGUGAAUCUUACACUGGCGGAGCGGAUUUUGUGUUGAACCUCACUCUUGGAUUCAUCCCACCGAAUACGUUUUUGAUCAAUGGACAUCCUAUGGUAUUUCCGACUACACCUACACUCCUGCAGAUACUGAGUGGAGCCCGAGAUCCGCACGAGUUAAUGCCGAAGGAGAAUAUCUAUGUCUUGCCAAAGGGAAAGGUCAUAGAGGUCAACAUGUUCGGGAAUGAUACGAUUGGGGGACCUCAUCCAAUGCAUUUGCAUGGGCACUCGUUCGAUGUGAUAAAAAGCGAGGAUCACUCGGAGUUUAAUUUCUGGAAUCCGGUUCGACGCGAUGUAGUGGCUGUUGGAGGAACCAAUAUGACUUCCAUAAGAUUCGUCACUGACAAUUCUGGACCUUGGUUAUUGCACUGCCAUAAUCAAUUCCACCUCAUUCGGGGGCUUGGUGCUGUUUUCGUCGUCGAUUCAGCGGGUACAGAGGCAAUUAAUCCCGUCCCAGUUGAUUGGAAUGAACUAUGUCCAAUCUGGAACACUACGAGUCCUUCUGUCCGGGGUGAUGCAUGAUUUUGCGUUUCAGGACUUUAUUUAUCAUUACGCAAUUACGCUCAAUAACGCACAUCGAUCUUUUGUUCAUUAAACAUUUCAUUAUUAUGGGUGUGCGAAAACUGACCCUAUUAGCCUAAUAUCGAUAGAACAAGAAAAUAAGAACUUGCAACUCGUGGGGUCCACUC
This is a messenger RNA of Marasmius oreades (fairy-ring Marasmius), 2605 nucleotides long. RefSeq lists its product as uncharacterized. Gene Ontology annotation, molecular function: copper ion binding; oxidoreductase activity. Lineage: Eukaryota; Fungi; Basidiomycota; Agaricomycetes; Agaricales; Marasmiaceae. The record is from RefSeq and is a predicted model, not a curated record. The transcript has 13 exons. The coding region runs from base 900 to 2438 and encodes 512 amino acids.